AUGGCCUCAACCACAGUUCACGAGAAGGGCUCCAAGCCCGGUAGACCAACUUUAUAUACCGAACAAACCCACACACCUGGCAUCUCGCCCAAGAAUGAGAAGAAUCCCGAAAUAAGCAUGGAGAUCCGCCGGAACUCGAGCGCGUCAUCGCCCUGUUCCAUCACCAACACCAACGGCUUCGACACCGACAUUGAGGCCAUGAUGCCGGCCCGGUCGUGCGACAACCUGAACAAGUCCACAACCAGUGGUACCCGCACCACGAAGCCUGACUGCACCGUCUGGCCUGGGCAGGCGCACUGGAAGCAGAAGACCCGCGCCGCCAAAAUCAACAACAGCAGAUCUUGCCAGUGCCUGUCUCAGCUUAGCAAGCGAACCAGGAUCAUGGUCAAGAUUGCCAUCGCGCUUUUGAUCAUUGGCAUCGCAGUCGGUGUUGGUUUCGGCAUCAGCAAACCACUCGGGGCUAGCAUAUGGAAGCCCAAUAACUGA
This is a messenger RNA of Anthostomella pinea, 486 nucleotides long. Lineage: Eukaryota; Fungi; Ascomycota; Sordariomycetes; Xylariales; Xylariaceae. The record is from the annotation of a GenBank genome assembly.